Molecule: messenger RNA, 1368 nt
Organism: Pipra filicauda (Wire-tailed manakin)
Lineage: Eukaryota; Metazoa; Chordata; Aves; Passeriformes; Pipridae
Gene: POFUT2
Product: protein O-fucosyltransferase 2
Exons: 9
Coding region: 15-1352 (445 amino acids)
Biological process (GO): protein O-linked glycosylation via fucose
Molecular function (GO): peptide-O-fucosyltransferase activity
Source: RefSeq, a predicted model, not a curated record
GUGGCGUGGAGGGGAUGGCGGCGCAGGGGCCCCGUGGCCGCCUCGCCUCGUCGCUGCCGCGGCUGCUGCUCGGCCUGGCCGCGCUCGCCGUGCCGCCGCCGCCCGCCGCCGCCCCCGAGCCGCCGCCCGCCGCCCUCCGCGCCGGCCACGCCGCCUCCUCGCUGCCCGCCGCCGCCACCGCCCCGCGCACCAGAUACCUUUUGUACGAUGUAAAUCCCCCUGAAGGGUUCAACCUUCGCAGAGACGUCUACGUUCGCAUUGCUUCCCUUGUAAAGACCCUGCGGAAAAGUGAAAACUGGGUGUUAGUCCUGCCUCCUUGGGGGAGGCUUUAUCACUGGCAGAGCCCCGAUAUCCUUCAGGUCCGGAUCCCUUGGUCUGAGUUCUUUGAUAUCCCAAGCCUCAACAGGAACAUCCCUGUCAUUGAAUAUGAGCAGUUCCUUGCAGAGUCAGGUGGGCCCUUUAUUGAACAGAUUUAUGUGCUACAAGGCUACGCAGAAGGAUGGAAAGAAGGAACAUGGGAAGAAAAAAUCAAUGAAAGGCCAUGCAUUGAUCAGCUGAUGUAUUCUAAGGACAAACACGAGUACUACAGGGGCUGGUUCUGGGGUUACGAGGAAACACGAGGCCUAACCGUCUCUUGUUUGUCUGUCCAAGGAUCUGCUUCCAUUGUGGCGCCCAUCCUUCUGAAGAACACUUCAGCGCAGUCAGUGAUGUUAGACAGAGCUGAAAACCUUCUUCAUGACCACUACGGAGGGAAAGAUUACUGGAAUACCCGUCGGAGCAUGGUGUUUGCUAAACACCUCCGUGUGGUGGGAGACGAGUUUAGAAGGAAGUAUCUUCAAUCCACGGAUGAGGCAGACAGGACUCAUUACAAGGAGGACUGGACACAGAUGAAGGUUAAGACGGGCACAGCUCUAGGUGGUCCAUACCUUGGGGUUCAUCUCAGAAGGAAAGACUUCAUUUGGGGUCACAGAGAAGAUGUGCCUUCCCUGCAAGGAGCAGUAAAGAAAAUCCGCAGCCUCUUGGAGAUGCUUAAACUUGAAAAAGUUUUUGUAGCCACUGAUGCUGUCGAGGAGGAGAUUGAAUUGCUCAAGAAACUGCUGCCUGAGAUGGUGAGGUUUGAACCCUCUUGGGAGGAGCUGGAACUCUAUAAGGAUGGGGGCUUGGCCGUGAUUGACCAGUGGAUUUGUGCACAUGCAAGGUAUUUUAUAGGCACCUCAGUUUCAACAUUUUCCUUCCGAAUCCAUGAGGAAAGAGAGAUCUUGGGAUUUGACCCAAAAACAACUUACAACCGAUUUUGUGGUGAAACAGAGAAAAACUGUGAGCAGCCAACUCACUGGAAAAUUGUCUAUUAAAUACAGAGAAAUACAA